GUAUAAGUAAAACCAGCUGAAUACCCCGCCCAAAUAGGAUGGCCAUGAUAGCGAAAUGAGCGCAUCGGGUUGGUUUCAAGUCGAGAUGGCCUCAAAAGCAACGAUCCUUAGAGGUAACACCUGUUCGGUAUGUCAGGCUGUUCCCUGUCCUGAACCUGGCUACAAUUUUGGACCUGAUCCAAAGUUAUCAUACAUUACCCCAGCCGGCCAAACCCUUGUCGCCUUUCGAAAUGCUUCUCAGGCGCAAUUGCGUUAUUUGCUCAACUAUCUUCAACAUGUCUGAGCAGCGUCGAUUGGCAUGGUCGGAUACCUCGUCAAAAUACUGGCAGCCAUUGCAAUAUCGCGUACAAAAAUAUGCAGGCGAGGAGGGUAUCGUGAGACUGAACGUCAUAUUUAGCGACCCACUGAAAGGUAGUGCAAAUGACGUUCGAUUUCGCCUGAUUCCUAUCGACAAUGAUGAAUAUCGGUCUUACUUUAGGGCGUGCAAUAUGGAAUCUGAUACAUCGUCUGCAACCACAUUAGCAACAGCAAAUGAAUGGUUUCUUCACUGUCAUUCUAAGCACAAUCUAUGCCACAAGCUAUCAACUUUUAACUCGGCCAGGCUUCCUACUCGGCUUAUUGAUAUCGGGCACGACGGAGAUACUAAUUGGUUUCUCCGCAUUAUGCAGGAACAAAGUAGUUUGUCAACACGCUUAUCUUAUAUGACACUCAGUUACCGCUGGGGAUCUGAUGCGAAUUUCAUGCUUCUUUCCUCAAAUAUAGCACAAUUUGAGCAAGGCGCACCAAUCUGCGACCUUCCUCAACUGUUCAGAGAUUUUAUAACGGUAGCUCGGACUUUUCGCAUCAGAUAUGUCUGGAUUGAUGCCCUGUGCAUCAUACAAGAUUCGAUUGAUGAUUGGGAGGCCGAAGCACCAAAAAUGAGACACGUCUACGCAAAUUCCGCAUGCAAUAUCGCGGCGUCGGUUUCCAAAAGCCCAGAAGAAAGCAUGUUCCGUUCCAGGGAGCCCGACAAAAUUCGACCUCGUAUGGUUUGGAGUUCUUUAUCCUCUGAUCGACCAUCCUUCCACUAUAUCUUUGAGAAAAAUACUGGGAUAGACAAAUUUCCAACGGACCCUUACAUAAACGAGGGUGGGUAUUUCAAGAAAGGGACCUGGCUCCUCGAGUACUUUAUUUUGAAGAAGACCAAAUUCUGUGGGAAUGCCUCAGUGAACAUAAGUGGGAAUGUUUCCCUUGUGGUAUUCCAGCUCAUUCAUCGGACAAAAACAUGGAUGCGCUUUUUGAUUAUAUGCCCACGAUGGAUGGCGUAGAUCCACAGAGCCGAGAACCCAUGUCACUGGAAGGAUUCAACUUGUGGAAUGAUCUUGUUCAAACAUACUCUUGCUGUGACUUGACAAACCCUUCGGACAAAAUGGUUGCUAUAGCCGGCAUCGCCAAACCUUUUCAGGAUAUCACUGGUGACGAAUAUGUAGCAGGCUGGUGGAAAUCACGCCUUCUUGAAUCACUGGGUUGGCGUGUCUUUGAGCCCCAGGAACGGCGGAGUGCGUGCUAUAGAGCACCAUCCUGGUCCUGGGGUUCAGUUGAUGGACCGGUCACACCGUCUGGUUUAUCUGCUUCUGCCGAAUUUCUUGUCAGUAUCGUGGACUUUCAUGUGGCCACAGGAAGCUCAGGUACUAUAGACAAUGUCUUGAAGGGGUACCUCGAGCUCAGGGGCACUGUUCUCGUAGGGGUCUGCC
This is a messenger RNA of Aspergillus neoniger CBS 115656, 1733 nucleotides long. RefSeq names its product HET domain-containing protein. Bases 231 to 1307 code for a protein of 358 amino acids. The record is from RefSeq and is a predicted model, not a curated record. The transcript has 2 exons. NCBI's taxonomy places the organism in Eukaryota, Fungi, Ascomycota, Eurotiomycetes, Eurotiales, Aspergillaceae.